Molecule: messenger RNA, 963 nt
Organism: Cylicocyclus nassatus
Lineage: Eukaryota; Metazoa; Nematoda; Chromadorea; Rhabditida; Strongylidae
Source: the annotation of a GenBank genome assembly
AUGUUUGUUAAUUGGAUUCUUCGAAGCGAAUUCCGAGAUAUGGUGCUCAUGACCAUCCUGCUCAACCUUCUAUUCGUAUUUGGAGGAUCGCUAGCGAGUGAGCCGGGACAUCAUUGGGGAUAUCGUGAGCACACCGGUCCGGAGAACUGGCCAAAGACGUGUCAGGACGGCUUUCGACAAAGUCCUAUCGAUAUUCGUGCCGCCGAUACUGAUUAUGCCUUGCUGCAUAGGAUGCAUUUCGUCCACUACGAUCACGCCGGUCCCCUCAAUAUCAGCAAUAACGGACAUACAAUCAUAGGAAAUGGUUUCGAUCAGUGGGGAUUGAAGCAACCAUAUAUACAAGGAGCUGGAUUGAGACAUCGCUACCGACUUGUUCAGUUUCAUUACCACUGGGCACAACAUGACCAUCUUGGCUCUGAGCAUAAGAUCGGUGGGCUUCACUACCCUGGAGAGAUCCAUCUUGUGCAUGUUCGCCACGAUCUAACGGUUGCGGAAGCAGUCAAGAGGCCAGACGGCAUAGCUGUUGUCGGCGUAUUUCUUCUGAUUGGUCAUGAUAGUGGUCCAAACGCAGCAGUUUCGUCCGUUCUAAAUGAUGUCGUAUAUCCUGGAAACCGCUCUGCUCUUCAAGGUUUUCGCGUCCGACCACUUCUCCCACCACACACCGAAGCCUUCUACAGAUACGAAGGCAGUUUGACAACGCCAGGCUGCGACGAAGCUGUGAUAUGGACAGUCCUGGCAGAUCCCAUUUCUAUAACUCGUACCCAGAUAAAAGAAUUUCGACAAGUGCAUUCGGACGAAGGAGGUCGCUUCACUCACAACUAUCGUCCGGUACAGCCUCUGAAUGGAAGGAGAAUUUUGUACAGACCAAGUUCUUUCGAUAAGACUUUCCUUUGUAGUGGACAUCAAGCCACAAGUAUUCUAGUCGUCUUUGCAGACAUGAUUACAAAGAUGCAAAUCCGUUGA